Messenger RNA from Gracilinanus agilis (Agile Gracile Mouse Opossum), 1428 nucleotides. RefSeq names its product probable E3 ubiquitin-protein ligase TRIML1. The record is from RefSeq and is a predicted model, not a curated record. Bases 1 to 1428 code for a protein of 475 amino acids. Lineage: Eukaryota; Metazoa; Chordata; Mammalia; Didelphimorphia; Didelphidae. Gene Ontology annotation, molecular function: zinc ion binding; protein binding. The transcript has a single exon.
AUGGAUAUCAGUGAGGUGACUGAGAAGCUCAGGUCAGAAUUGACUUGUCCUCUUUGCUUGAAUCUCUUUACUGAAGCAGUGACUCUUGACUGCGGACACAGCUUCUGCAUAAGUUGUGUCAUUCACAGCUGGACACAGCCCCCAGGCCCAUGGGUCUGCCCGCUUUGCAAGGCAAGCACUAGUCCCAGCCUCUUAAAGCGCACCCAGCUCCUGCAGGACCUAGUCAGCAUCAGCAGAAAGCUGAGACCUCCCGGGCCAGGUGAUGAGGACUAUCAGGUCAACUGUAACCAACACCAAGCUAUUCAUAAGCUGUACUGUGAAGAUGACCAUACCGCACUCUGUACCACCUGCUUAAUAUCCUCAGAACACGAAGCUCAUCGUGUGUAUCCCAUUGAAGAGUCUUUUGAGACCUUCAAGGAACAGCUGCAGGAAGCCCUUGACUGUGGAUGGGACAAGAUGGAUGAGGUUGAGAAAUUGCUGAAACAGGAGAGAGGGAGGCGGCGGAUAUGCAAAAUGGAGGCCAAGAUGCUGAAGUGGGUCAUCCUGCCAGAAUACAUUAAGACCCACCCUGACUGGACAGAGGAGGAACAACAAAAUCUUCUGGAGGAGCAAAGGAUAAGAAAUAUGAAUAGAUUAAACACCAGCAGGGCCAGAAUGUCCUGCUGCUUCCAUAGCCUCAGGAGGAUUAUAGAAGAGCUGGAGAACACUUUGGAGGAGCCAUUCAUGGAGAUGUUCAUGGGAGGGAGGAGGACUUUGAAACGGAGUCAGGACCUGCUGCUUUGUAAUACAGAGCCUGCUGCCAUAGGUUGGACUGUGUGUGGAACCACUGGAAUGAGGGAACUACUACUAGCCUUCCAAAGCCAUAUCAGUUUGGAUCCAGGCACAGCCCAUUCCAAUCUCAUAGUCUCUGAAGAUCUGAAGAGAGUGAGCCUUGUCAGCAACGGGCAGGACCCACAAGGAAGGCCGGAGCACCUUUUUUCCGUGCUGGGUGCUCAGAGCUUCACCUCGGGGAGCCAUUAUUGGGAGGUGGAGGUAGGAAGUGAGAUGGAGUGGGAUGUGGGCAUCUGUAUGGGGCCAGGAAAUGACCAGGGCAAAAUCGAAGGGGCCUCGCGCUCUCUCAAGCACCUCAACAGGGGAGACCAAUUCGAACUGUUGGUCUCUCACACCUUGCAAAACCCUGAGGAAGCAGGACCUCUGCACAGGCUGGGCAUUUUCCUUCACUACGAAGGGGGACACCUGUCAUUUUAUAAUGUGACACAGGGCUGCCUGAUCUAUGACUCUCCCCCUUUACCCUUCCAAGGUCCUCUCAGGCCUUUCUUCUCUCUUGGCCUUCUACCAGAAGAGAGCCAGACCAGCACUCUUGGCCUUCUACCAGAAGAGAGCCAGACCAGCACUCUCGCCAUCUGUCCACUGAGCCCUCAGUGCUGA